Messenger RNA from Darwinula stevensoni, 1023 nucleotides. NCBI's taxonomy places the organism in Eukaryota, Metazoa, Arthropoda, Ostracoda, Podocopida, Darwinulidae. The record is from the annotation of a GenBank genome assembly.
AUGUUUGAAGUAGAGAAGAGGAAUCAUGAUUCAACCUUGAUGAAGAAAGCUGAGAUGGAAAGCCUUCUCGAUCAACUGCUUUUAGAGAAAGAGUCAUUGACUGGAACUCACAAGGAGUUGGUAAAGCACCAUGAACAGGCAUUAUUGGAAUGGGAACACACACGGAAUGCAUUGCAAGUGAAAGAGGAAUCCCUAGCAGUGACAGAGGAGGAGAAACAGCAGUUACGAGAGCAGAUUUCCAUGGGACUGCAGGAAAUUGAGGAGGUUCACAGAAAACUCACAGGAAACUUGAAGGAGAAGGAGAUUUUGGCUGAUAACCUUAUGAAGGCUAGAAAUGCCCUGGAGGAGAAAGAGACAGCUUUGAUGCAACAGUUCGAGCACAGGAUGUUGCAGUUGAGGGAUAACAUACAUAGACAGGAACUUCAGAAUCUAGAGAAGGAGAAAAACAUCAAGAAACUUGAGAUAAGGGUGGCAGAUGUGCAGCAGCAUCUCAGUGUUGAGUCCAAGAAGAAGAGAAUGGUUCAGAAAAAGGUACAUGAGUUGGAUAUGCAGCUGAUUGAUGCUCAGAACCAAAGGGAUACCCUUGAACAGCAACUCAGCCAAGAGAGAAUUUGUGCUGGAAGGACGAAAGUACUGUAUGAUAUCACCAAAAAAGAACUUGAAAAGACCAGGGAGCUUCUAAUCCAGAUGAGCAUGAAGCGAAAAUUUUCAUCCCAGGUUUCACAAGGAGAAGUGGGUCAACCUGUGAUGAAAUCUCAUCAAACUGAAUCUGAUCCUGAUGAUGCCAUCUUCAAAUGCAGGAAAGUCAAGAUACAUGGAGAGGACAAAAAAAAGGAGAGGGAUGCAAGUCAUCCAGAAACAGAAUUAGGUCUCCUGAAAGCUGACCCUGGGCGCAAAGACUUCCCACUCCUCUCCAAGUGCACAGAGGAAGACCUUCAAAUCCACGAAGAUGCAGAAGGGGUAGAGAACUGGAACACAGAUGCAAAUACAGAAUUUGAUAAAGAGGGGGAGAACACCACAUAG